This is a messenger RNA of Paraglomus brasilianum, 165 nucleotides long. The record is from the annotation of a GenBank genome assembly. Lineage: Eukaryota; Fungi; Glomeromycota; Glomeromycetes; Paraglomerales; Paraglomeraceae.
AUGAAUUGUCCUUGUUAUGAUUGUGAAACUAAAAAGGAAAUUCAGGCUGAAAUAAAAGCAGAGAGGGAGAAAAUUAUUGCUGAGUAUGAGAAAGAACAAAAAACAGAUAAAGAACAAUGUCCCGAAUGUAAAAAAUGGUUUAAGGAAUUGGAUGAGGAAGCAGGA